Messenger RNA from Dioszegia hungarica, 1317 nucleotides. RefSeq lists its product as uncharacterized. Lineage: Eukaryota; Fungi; Basidiomycota; Tremellomycetes; Tremellales; Bulleribasidiaceae. The record is from RefSeq and is a predicted model, not a curated record. The transcript has a single exon. The coding region runs from base 1 to 1317 and encodes 438 amino acids.
AUGCCAGCCAACCCUAUGUACGAGCUUCUCAUGGGGGCCGAGGACCAUCGGUCUGAGCUCCAGCAGCUCCGCAAUACCCCCUUCGGCGGCGUCAUCCAAGUGACUGACUUCGAGGAGCGUCUCAGGUCACUCAACAAUGUGGCCCAUAGGCGCUUGGCAAACCACAUCGCCGAUUUCCUGGACUUCCCUAGCCUCGCAGGCGGGGCGGAAGACAAUUGGGCGCGAUUGAUCGCACCCAUCAUGUAUCAGAUCAAUACUGUCUACAUCGCCCUCCUCGAUCAAAUCGAUCGGGGCGAGCUCACAAGGUCCGACUCCUCUUCCUCCCGGGUUCGGGUCUGGGAUGGCUAUUUCGGCGACUGCUUCAAGCCAGUCGGACUAGGCGGAACUACCUCGCCCAUACCCACUCCUUCCCACUUCAACACCACCCAGUCGACCGGCAUCCUGGCGGACACACCGGUCGUCACGGAGCAGAACCUGGCGAAGGAAGUCAAGGCGAUGGCGCAGGUAGUGGUGGAUGAGCAGGUGGAGGAGGUCCGCCAGCUCAUCGCGGCGGUUAAGAAGGAGCAGGCAGAGGCGGAGUCCCGAUCGGCGGAGAAAAUAAAGGGAUUGGAGGAGGCGCUGAAGGAGCAGAAGAAGGAGAUGGAGGAGAUGAAGGGGAUCUUCGAGUCCGCCAUCAUCGCCGAGGUUGCGAAGCGGGACGGACAGCAUCAGGCAACGCUGGAAGAGCUCCGUGCGCAAAGGGAGGCAGCUGCCAAGUUGGACGCGGGACUUUGGGACGAGGUCGAGGCGUUGAGGGCGAAGGUGGUGAAGGUCGAGGAGAACACGUCGACGGAUCAAUUCCUCGUUGAUGCCGCCAUCCUCCACUCGAACGCCAUCGCGGAGAUCUGCAAGCAGCAGAUCAUGGCGGUCAAUAUUGUCCUUUCGGCGCGGGAGGAGGCGGUGCAGCAUAUCGACACGCGGGUGGGAUUCCAGCUGGAGGGGCUGGAGGAUCUGGUGGAUAGUAUGGAUGGGAGGAUGCUGCAAUUCGAGAAGCGGAUUGCGGCGGCUAUCCCACCACCGGGCGGAUCCAGCAAUCUUGCCUCUACUCCGUCGGCUCCGACUCCGGCGGCAGCUCCCGGCUAUGGCCAGUUUGCCUUCGGCCCCCACGCCAACAACUCAGCUCCUUCUAACCCUCCCUCUGCCCCUCCCUCCCACCCUCUCGCGACCGGCUCGAGCACUACCACUAUCACGGUUCAUCAUCCCAGUAACCACGUCACGGUCAAGCCGCCCGUUGACUCCGCCUACGUCCCUUGGAUGCCGGUGCAGUACUCGCAGUAG